Messenger RNA from Colletotrichum karsti, 1212 nucleotides. RefSeq names its product FAD binding domain-containing protein. Bases 1 to 1212 code for a protein of 403 amino acids. Gene Ontology annotation, molecular function: FAD binding. Lineage: Eukaryota; Fungi; Ascomycota; Sordariomycetes; Glomerellales; Glomerellaceae. The record is from RefSeq and is a predicted model, not a curated record. The transcript is spliced from 3 exons.
AUGUCCAAGCCAUUUGCUAUCAUCGUAGGCGCAGGCCCAUGCGGCCUCCUCCUAGCCCUCCUCCUCGCCAAGGCCGGACAUCACGUCCAACUCCUCGACGCCGCCCACAAGCUCGACGAGCAACCCAGAGCAACCCACUACGGCCCCGAAGCCGUAGAAGUCCUCGACAGUGCUGGCGUUCUCCAAGACGUCCUCGCAGAGGGCGGCUUCGUGCCGCACGGCGUCGCCUGGAGAAAGCCCGACGGCACCCCCAUCGCCGAGCUCCUCACGACCACGCUGACGAGCACCUCCAAGCACACCAUGGUCUGCCUCCCUCUCAACCACCUGGGCCGGAUCUUGUACAGGCAUCUGCUGGCGCAGCCGCGGGCCAGCGUGCUCUGGGGCCAUAGGGUUACGAGCGUGAGACAGACCGACGGGGAGGCGAUCGUCGAGGCGGAGGCGCUGGGUGAGACGAAGACGCUGGCGGCGAGGUAUGUCGUCGGCUGCGACGGUGCCAAUAGCCAGGUUCGACGAUCGCUGUUCGGAGACGCCGAGUUUCCGGGGUGGACUUGGGAUGAGCAGAUUGUUGCGACGAAUACGUACUACCCGUUCGAUAAAUACGGCUUCACAGAUAGCAACUUCAUCAUCAGCCGCGAGAACUGGUACAUGGCGGCCCGAAUCUCCAACGACGGCCUCUGGAGAGUAACCUACGGAGAAGUCCCGGACCUCACGAAGGACGAGUACCUCUCCCGACAAGCCCGGAAGUUCGAGCACAUGCUCCCUGGAAACCCCAAGGUCGACGGGUGGAAAUGCGUCAACUUCAGCCCCUACAAAAUCCACCAGCGUCUCGCCCCGUCUCUUCGACAAGGCAAGAUCCUACUCGCAGGCGACGCCGCACAUCUAUGCAACCCCUUCGGCGGCCUAGGCCUAACAGGCGGCAUCCUCGACGUCGGCGGCCUAUACGACUGCCUGCACGGGAUAGCCACCGGCGCAGCUGACGAGUCGAUCCUGGAUCGGUACAGCGAGGUGCGCAGUCGGCUCUAUCGCGAGUUUACGGACCCCGUAUCGACGGCAAACAUGCGGAGGCUGUGUAAGACGGAUCCCGAACGGGCGUUGGAGGAGGACGCGUUUUUGCGGAUGAUCAGGGAGAGCAAUCACGACCCCGCGGUCGCGAAUCAGUUAGCAGAGGGCGCGAAAGGGUUGAGUCACGACUUUACGCAAUACUACCAUUAG